UCAUUGAGUUUUACACAUGUGCAUUAGGUGAAAUUUUAUGGGCUGAAUUUAAACUCGAAACUUUUGAAAUUUGAAAACAAUAGUUGAGGUUUACUUACACGUUAGUAUAUAUGUAGUGGUAGCACACUAUAUCUCCACACACUAAUGGAUAGAUCUUCACAGCUUUAUCUCUUUGGAACCUCACUCUUACUUCUUCAAUGGCUGAUUGAUUAUAGCUCAGCCAACUCAUACAUCAACCUUGAUCGUUCUUCACUUGUUGCCUUCAAAUCUCGAAUAUCUUUCGAUCCCCAUAAUAUAUUGACCAAAAAUUGGAGUAGUAGGAGAAAUGUGUGUAGUUGGAUCGGAAUUACUUGUGAUUCUCGCUAUCACAGGGUGACUCGGUUGGAUAUAUCGUCUAUGGGUAUUGUAGGAACCAUUCCAUCAGAAAUCGGAAAUCUUUCUUUUCUAGUUUCUUUAGAUUUCAGUGAAAACUCUUUCCAUGGUCCUAUUCCCCCAUCUAUUUUCAACAUCUCAUUUUUAGAAGAUUUGAAUUUGAGGAAUAAUAGUUUUUCUAGUAGCCUACCGUUUGAUAUGUGCAAACACAAUCUGCAUAGGCUCAAGAGACUUCGUAUAUCUUUCAACGAGAUGUAUGGAGAAAUACCGUCGAGUUUGGAGCACUGUUCACAGCUUGAGUAUGUUUCUUUGCGCAGCAACAACUUUAGUGGACAUGUGCCAACACAAAUUGGGAAGUUGACAAUGCUUCAAGAGUUAUACUUAGGUGCCAACUAUUUAAGUGGUAAUAUUCCAAAAGAAAUUGCAAACUUGACAAACCUUCAAUGGUUGGGCCUUCAUAACAACAAUUUAAGUGGUAAUAUUCCAAAAGAAAUUGGAAACUUGAGAAUGCUUCAAUGGUUGGAUCUUAAUACAAACAAGUUAAGUGAUAAUAUUCCAAACGAGAUAUUUGGUCUUACAAAUCUACAAACUUUGGACGUAAGUGUCAACAACUUUAGGGGCCACGUUCCUACAGAAAUCGGGAACUUGACAAUGCUUCGAUUGUUAGACCUUAGUACAAACAAAUUAAGUGGUAAUAUUCCAUUAGAGAUUGGUGCCCUUACUAAUUUACGAUAUUUAGACAUGAGUUUCAACGCAUUUAGCCAACAUGUGCCACGAGAAAUUGGGAACUUGAAAGAGCUUCAAUCCUUGUACCUUAGUAACAACAAGUUAUAUGGUAACAUUCCAAAUGCGAUCGGUGCUCUUACUAAUUUACAAAAUUUGGAUGUGAGUGUGAACAACUUUAGUGGCCAUGUGCCAAAAGAAAUUGGAAAUUUAAAAAUGCUUCAAUGGUUGAAUGUUCGUACCAACAAGUUAAGUGGUAAUAUUCCAAAUGACAUUGCUGGUCUUACUAAUUUACAAACUUUGAGCAUGGAUUUCAAUAGCUUUAGUGGCCAAGUACCAAGACAAAUUUGGAACUUGACAAUGCUUCUAACGUUGUAUCUUGGUAACAACAUGUUAAGUGGUAAUAUUCAAACUGAGAUCGGUGGUGUCGCUACUAAUUUACAAUAUUUGGAUAUGAGUUUCAACAACUUCAGUGAUCAUGUGCCACGAGAAAUUGGGAACUUGACAAGCCUUCAGACGUUGUACCUUAAUAACAACAAAUUGAGUGGUAAUAUUCCGAAAGAGACUGGUGCCCUUACUAAUUUACAAACUUUAAGCAUGAGUUUCAACAACUUUAAUGGCCAUCUCCCAAAAGAAAUUGGCAAUUUGACAAUGCUGCAGUGGUUGAACCUUCGUACCAACAAGUUAAGUGGUAAUAUUCCAAAAGAGAUUGGUGCUCUUACUAAUUUACAAUAUUUGGCAAUAAAUUUCAACAACAUUAGUGGCCAAAUGCCAAGAGAAAUUUUGAACUUUACAAUGCUUCAAAUGUUGUACCUUGGUAGCAACAAUUUAAGUGCUUUAGUGGUCACGUGCCAAGAGAAAUCCAAAACUUGCCAAAGCUUCAAGAACUGUUCUUGGAUGCCAACAAUUUAAGUGGUCCAAUACAAUCCACCUUUGUGAAUCAAUCAGGAAUGGUUUUUUUAGGGCUUGGUCUCAACUUCUUCAAUGGAGAGAUUCCACCAUCCAUUUGCAACAUGACAUCCCUCCAAAUCCUCUAUUUAUCGUACAAUAAUUUGGAAGGACCAAUUCCAAAAUGUGUGGGAAACUUGAGCACAUCUCUUUUAUCCUCCAUUUGAAUGCAAAUAUACUUAGUGGUAUCAUUCCGUUAACAUUCCAAAAGGGUUGCAAUCUUCAGUCAAUCAAUCUGAAUGACAACAAAUUGGAAGGAACACUACCCCAAACCCUAGUCAACUGCCAGGGUUUGUUGGGCAUUGACAUUGGUAAUAAUGGAAUACAAGAUGCAUUUCCCUUUUGGAUGGAAACACUCCCUCAACUUCGCUUGCUUGUCUUGAGGUCAAAUAAGUUCAAUGGUACGAUGUCGGUGGAUUCAAACUCAAACACGGAGCAACCAUUUCCAAAGUUGCAAGUCUUGGAUGUAUCGCAGAAUGCAUUUGUUGGCCCUCUACCUGAUAGAUAUAUCAAGAACUUUCGAGGUAUGAUAGAUGCAAAGGAAAACCAGACUGAUGAUAGAGCAAAUUUGUUUCUAAGUUAUAUAGACUUGAAACUCACAUUGAAAGGAUUGGAUCAGUUAUUGCUGCAACUGUUGGAUACCUUUACAACUAUUGAUUUAUCAUCUAACAGAUUCUCUGGUAGCAUUCCAACAUCGGUAGGGAAUCUUAACUCUCUUAGAUACUUGAAUUUGUCUCACAAUACCAUUGUAGGACAUAUACCUUCAUCAGUUGCAGGUAUGAGUUUACUCGAGUCGUUGGACUUGUCUUCAAACAAACUAGAUGGAGAAAUUCCAAGUGGAUUGGCAAGGUUGACAUUUCUUGCAAAGUUAAACCUUUCGAUGAAUAAUCUUGAGGGACAAAUACCACAGUCUACUCAACUUUCCACAUUUGGUAACGAAUCAUAUGUGGGAAAUGUAGGAUUGUGCGGAUUUCCAUUGACCAAAAAAUGUGAGGGGAGUGAUGGAAAACCAGUAUUUCCUCAAGACGAAGAAGAUGGUGAUGAGUAUGGAUUUAUAGAUGGAUUUGGUUGGCGAAGUGUGGUGAUGGGUUAUGGAUGUGGAUUUGUAGUUGGAAUCGGACUUGGUUACAUGAUUAUAAGAAGUGGAAGGCCAAACUGGUUAGUUGAAUUCUUUUUUGGGGUUGGAUACAAUAAUAGUAAGACGAAGAGAAGAAAUAGAGCAAAAGCAACCACAAGAAGAAGGUAAUUCAAGACCAACAUUGUGAUUUCCUUGUGUUUCAUUUGUAACUCUAGCAUAGUGGGUGUAUAUAUGAUGUUUUGUAAUUAUGCUUUGUAAAAUAUGUAAUUAAUGUUGUAUAUCUAUGGUUUGCUACUUUUGUUCACAAAAACAUAUACAUAUUGAUUCUAUUGUGUGACUAAGCUUUUUCAUGCAA
This is a messenger RNA of Salvia splendens (bonfire salvia), 3476 nucleotides long. RefSeq names its product probable leucine-rich repeat receptor-like protein kinase At5g63930. The coding region runs from base 145 to 2007 and encodes 620 amino acids. The transcript has 12 exons. The record is from RefSeq and is a predicted model, not a curated record. NCBI's taxonomy places the organism in Eukaryota, Viridiplantae, Streptophyta, Magnoliopsida, Lamiales, Lamiaceae. Gene Ontology annotation, molecular function: protein binding.